UUUCUUCCCUUUCCCUUUCUCACUUUGCAGUUUGCCGAUGCAGAGAGUGUGUGAUUGAGAGAGAGAGAGAGAGAGAGAGAGAGAGAGAGAGAGAGAUUUUCUUCCCUAAUUCUGUUAUAAAAACCAUCUGAAAAUGUCAAAUCGUCAAAGAAUGGAUGGAAGAGUCAGAGUGUGAUUUCUCCUCUCAUGAGUCAAGACCGUGUCCUGGUCAUCUCUCUGACUUAGAAAAGGCAAUAACGAAGAAAGGUUUGCUAUAGUUGAAUCAAAAUCCGUGCGCAGCGGAAAGUUCAUGGCCUCCGGCGACUAUUUCCCGACGUCGGAGAUAUCCGUAAUCUGACGCGUCAGUGGGUCGUAGCUCCCCGCAGGAUCUGAUUGACAUUGGUGGAUCUGGAGCAAGAAAAUGUACGUGGUUCCUCCUCCUCAGGGUUCCGAUCUGAACACUGCCGCCGGAGGGGAUGGCUCCAAGAUCCUCAGGACUUACGAGGCCUGGAAAGGCAGCAAUAUAUUCUUUCUUCAAGGAAGGUUUAUAUUUGGUCCAGAUGUUAGAUCGCUGGUGCUAACCAUAUUCCUUAUUGCUGCUCCUGUUGUAAUUUUCUGCGUCUUCGUUGCCAGAAAAUUGAUGGAUGAUUUUUCUCACCACUUGGGAAUAUCAAUAAUGGUUGUUGCUGUUGCAUUCACACUAUAUAUUUUAGUUCUUCUUCUGUUAACCUCUGGACGAGAUCCUGGUAUUAUACCUCGAAAUGCACACCCUCCAGAACCGGAAGGCUUUGAUGGGAAUGCUGAAGUUGGUGGUGGGCAGACUCCACAGUUACGUUUGCCUCGUAUGAAGGAUGUUGUUGUUAAUGGCAUCACUUUUAAGAUCAAGUACUGCGACACUUGCAUGCUUUAUAGGCCUCCUCGCUGUUCACACUGUUCAAUCUGCAAUAACUGUGUUGAACGAUUUGACCACCAUUGCCCCUGGGUGGGACAGUGUAUUGGGCUGAGGAAUUACAGGUUCUUCUUCAUGUUUGUCUUCUCAACAACUCUUCUUUGCAUGUAUGUAUUCGGAUUCUGCUGGGUCUACAUCAAGAGGAUCAUGGAUUAUGAUGACGUAUCAAUCUGGAAAGCAAUGACAAAGAGCCCUGCAUCCAUUGUGCUGAUAGUAUACACCUUCAUAGCAGUAUGGUUUGUUGGUGGCCUUACUGUGUUCCAUUUAUAUCUCAUUAGUACAAACCAGACCACGUAUGAGAAUUUCAGAUACCGAUACGAUCGGCGAGCCAACCCAUAUAACAAGGGACUGUUUGAGAACUUUAAGGAAAUAUUCUGCACCAGCAUUCCUCCAACUAAGAAUAAUUUCAGGGCCAAGGUUCCACGGGAUCCGGCAUUGCCUCCACGCGCUGUUGGUGGGGGUUUUAUGAGUCCAAACAUGGGUAAAGCUGUUGGAGACAUAGAAAUGGGUAGGAAGCCAGUAUGGGGAGAAGCUGAAGCUGGGAUUGGUGAUUUUGGAGGGCAGCUCCGCCACGACAACAGACUGAACAACAAGGAUGGUGGGUUUGAUGACGUAUCCCCAGAUUUAAGUAGGAGUCUUCCUGCAGAGAGUACAGAGGGGCGUGCAAUACAUCCCAGGCGCUCUAGCUGGGGCAGGAAAAGUGGGAGCUGGGAAAUAUCACCUGAAGUUCUUGCUUUGGCAGCAGGUGCAGGUGAGUCAAACCGUUUUGGUGGUGACAGCAGUGCUAAUCAGACAGCCGGUAACCGGCAUUCUUAAACAGACUCUAGGCUCUGGAGUAGGAAUUCAUGAAAUGGAUGGAACAAAGGAGAGAGAAGGGUUUGUAGUGGGUGUGGAGUGAGGUUUUUUAGAUUUUUCAUGGUUUCUUGGCCACCAGCAUCAGUAAAUUGAUCCAGGUUGGUAGUGAGGGACUCCGAAUGCCCUGCUUCAAACUCAUAGCUUUGUAAAAUGGAAGAAAUGUUAAAAGGGUUAGUAUGGGGAUCGGAUCCAACUACGAGUUUUACACUUCCUUUGUCAAUGUUCAUGUUAUUGCUGUGUUGGUUCUUGGUGUGGAACUUGCUUGGUGGGGGUUUGGUAGAAGGUUGAACAGGUUGAAUUGUAUGUCUAGGAAUGAAUCGUGUGCCAAUACGUGUUACUAUUCUUCACUCUUGUCUUGGUUGUCCACCUGUUGAAAAUCUCACGUUUUUUCUUA
This is a messenger RNA of Macadamia integrifolia, 2177 nucleotides long. RefSeq names its product probable protein S-acyltransferase 7. Lineage: Eukaryota; Viridiplantae; Streptophyta; Magnoliopsida; Proteales; Proteaceae. Gene Ontology annotation, biological process: peptidyl-L-cysteine S-palmitoylation; protein targeting to membrane. The coding region runs from base 401 to 1744 and encodes 447 amino acids. Gene Ontology annotation, molecular function: protein-cysteine S-palmitoyltransferase activity. The transcript is spliced from 6 exons. Gene Ontology annotation, cellular component: Golgi apparatus; endoplasmic reticulum. The record is from RefSeq and is a predicted model, not a curated record.